Messenger RNA from Morchella sextelata, 285 nucleotides. RefSeq lists its product as uncharacterized. NCBI's taxonomy places the organism in Eukaryota, Fungi, Ascomycota, Pezizomycetes, Pezizales, Morchellaceae. The record is from RefSeq and is a predicted model, not a curated record. The coding region runs from base 1 to 285 and encodes 94 amino acids. The transcript is spliced from 9 exons.
AUGAAGGGCACCAGGUACACCGAGUUCCCUACGCAUGCAGUUCGGAAAACAGACUUUGAAUCUUGGACUUCCCCCGAUAGAACGCUGGGGGAAUCGCUUCUGUCUGGGAUCCCAUACUCUAGAAACCGAGAAGUUUCACCAGGUUGCCUAGAGUUAAAUACUGUCACUGCGAAUAGAGACGCAAUUGUCCCUGCGAAGAUUAUUUGCCGGAUUUUCUCAGUGGGGGUGAGCAGAACAAUUCCUGAAGGCAGCGAUUUCAUCCUGGAAAGUGGAAUGCCUACAUGA